Talaromyces proteolyticus is the source of this 1182-nucleotide messenger RNA. RefSeq lists its product as uncharacterized. NCBI's taxonomy places the organism in Eukaryota, Fungi, Ascomycota, Eurotiomycetes, Eurotiales, Trichocomaceae. Bases 111 to 911 code for a protein of 266 amino acids. The record is from RefSeq and is a predicted model, not a curated record. The transcript has a single exon.
CUUUCUCCCGAAGCACAUCAGGACCAGCGCCGCAGAUUGAUCAAUGAUUUUGUCCACACAUUAGACGAUAUCCCCGAAGAGUGGGUUCUGACCUCACCUACGUCUGAGAAAUGGCUAUUGCCCCUUCGGCGGCUCAAAUCCGAGAUAUCCUGGCUCCUUGGCGGUCCCUUCGGUGGCGCUCGGCAUCAUGGGAGAUCUGGAACCAGAUCAGAGACCCCAAGUGGGAUUAUCAAGGUAUUAAUAUCUGGCUUCGAACACAUUACGCAGAAAGUGUGGAAGAGAAAGCUCGAGAUAGUGCUAAGUUAGCGGCAUGGUUUGAAUCACCAGUUGAAGGAAAUCCUAACAUAGACGAUGACGUGGACGACACAAUGACCAGCUGGCGACUAUUGGAUGAUGAGUUAAUAUUCAACUUUGGUACUGACUGGGAGCGAGUUUUUGAAAUCAUCCCUGAGCUUGUUGGUCCAAAAAGUGGAUUAUCACGGUGUUUCUUAUCAGAAGAAGAUUCUGUGACUAAGAAAUAUCGUAAAGAAAUUUUCGGAGAGCUCCGAGAAAAGGUAGCUUCAUCAGCUGAACUUCAAGAAAAACUCAUCACUAUUGAAGGAAGUAAUAAUAGAGUACAGUGUCGUUCAGUCCAUACAUAUCUUCUGGUGGCUGAUAAGACAGCUUUCACUACGGACGAGUUUCUUAUCCUCUUUCUUGAUCUUAAAGGGCACUAUGUGCGUCAAUCGAGAAUAGAGCUUCCAGAUGAUGAUAUAUUCAUGCUAGGAGAUAUGAUCAAUAGUGAAAAGAUUCGCGAUGCCCAAUAUUGGACCGACAACUUUCCGCCUGGAAGUUCUUUAAAUCCAAAAUACCGUGCGCUAGGCGAGAUUGGACGUGAACUGUACGGCGUGGAAGAUCUGCUUCGAACUUGAAAAGCUUGCCAUUACAAGUUAGCGAUCAAUUUGGUCUAGUCUUAUACUUGUCUAUAAUUCCAUGCUUUUUGCAAGCAUGGUGUUAGAGGGUGAUGCAUCAAAAGAGAUAUUUUUGACUGACUUGCUGUAGAGAAAAUGUGCAUUCUGAAACCAGGAGCUGCUCUAUUUAUACCUAAUAUUUAUAGUUUAGGACUCAAUCUCGACUUUCUGCGAUUAUUGUAACUAUACAGCAGCUGACAGCAUCUAGUGAAUAAUGACUCAUCAUGAACGC